AUGCACCACAUACCCCUCACGUCAACCCUCAUAAAUCCCAACAUGCUAUCCAACCUCCUCCCCUUCUCUUGCUUCCUCGCUUUCGCUCUCGCUCUUGCUGCCCCCGGCAACGACGCCUCCAGAAAGCUCGCUUCUUUCCCGUACCAGAUGACUCCACAGACUGCAACCCCCGCCGGGGCCACCGGUUCCGGCCACUCUCCCAACUGGGACUACAGCUGGGGCUGGGGCUCCGCUCCCGGCACCGGCUGGGGCUACGGUUCUGGAUCCGGCCGCUCUCCCUCCGGUUUCGGCAGGGGCUCCGGCUAUGGCUUCGGUUAUGGGUCCGGCUCAGGAUCCGGGUACGGUGCGGGCUAUGGCUCUGGAUCCGGUUCUGAUGGCUCUGGUGGCGGCGGGGGUGGCUAUGGAGGAGGGAGUGGUGGCCGUGGCAACCGUUUUCCGUCGUCCAGUUCGAGGGGAAGAAAUAACUACGGGUAA
This is a messenger RNA of Prosopis cineraria, 474 nucleotides long. Its product is annotated as glycine-rich cell wall structural protein 2-like. The record is from RefSeq and is a predicted model, not a curated record. NCBI's taxonomy places the organism in Eukaryota, Viridiplantae, Streptophyta, Magnoliopsida, Fabales, Fabaceae. The coding region runs from base 1 to 474 and encodes 157 amino acids. The transcript has a single exon.